AUGGCUUGCUGUGUCCCCUGCUGCUGCAGCGUCCCCACCGGCCCCGCCACCACCAUCUGCUCCUCGGACAAGUGCUGCCGCUGCGGAGUCUGCCUGCCCAGCACCUGCCCCCAUGACAUCAGCCUCCUUCAGCCCUUCUGCUGCAACACCUGCCCCCCACCCUGCUGUGAGCCUGACACCUAUGUGCCAACCUCCUGGCUGCUCAAUUCUUGCCACCCAACUCCCGGAAUGAGUGGGAUCAACCUGACAACCUACGUGCAGCCUGGCUGUCAGAGCCCCUGCGAGCCCUGCUAA
Suricata suricatta (meerkat) is the source of this 294-nucleotide messenger RNA. RefSeq names its product keratin-associated protein 3-1. Lineage: Eukaryota; Metazoa; Chordata; Mammalia; Carnivora; Herpestidae. The record is from RefSeq and is a predicted model, not a curated record. Gene Ontology annotation, molecular function: structural molecule activity. Gene Ontology annotation, cellular component: keratin filament. The transcript has a single exon. Bases 1 to 294 code for a protein of 97 amino acids.